This is a messenger RNA of Staurois parvus, 305 nucleotides long. NCBI's taxonomy places the organism in Eukaryota, Metazoa, Chordata, Amphibia, Anura, Ranidae. The record is from the annotation of a GenBank genome assembly.
AAGAAGAUGAAGAAGAUGAAGAAGAAGAAGAUGAAGAAGAUGAUGAAGAAGAAGAUGCAGAUGAGUGCCGUCGAUCUUAGAAUCACCGCACACUUCACUCAUUUGGGCAGUCACGGGGCACGACGAAGAAGAAGAAGAAGAAGAAGAAGAUGAUGAUGAAGAAGAAGAUGAUGAUGAAGAAGAAGAUGAAGAAGAAGAUGAAGAAGAAGAUGAUGAAGAAGAAGAUGAAGAAGAAGAAGAAGAAGAAGAGGAUGAAGAAGAAGAAGAAGAGGAUGAAGAAGAAGAAGAAGAAGAGAAGAAGAAGA